AUGACAGAAUCAAAAAUGCGCUUGGAAGACUGGUUGGAUGACCUUUGUGUCCGUUUCAUUGUAAAUCUUCCACGAGAGGAGUUGGAAUCCGUUGAACGAAUUUGUUUUCAAGUUGAGGAGGCACAGUGGUUUUACGAAGACUUCAUCCGACCCCUCGACCCCAACCUCCCCUCCCUAAGCUUGCGCGCCUUCGCACUGCGCAUCUUUCAGCAUUGCCCGCUGAUGUCUCAAUGGUCUCAUUACCAUCAUUCUACUGCGUUUUCUGAAUUUUUAGCGUACAAAACUCGGGUUCCCGUGCGCGGCGCGAUCUUGCUCAACCAGGACAUGGACGAAGUUGUUCUUGUUAAGGGAUGGAAGAAAAAUGCUAACUGGAGUUUCCCUCGCGGUAAGAUCAACAAGGAUGAGAAGGAUUUGGAUUGCGCAAUUCGAGAAGUCUACGAAGAGACUGGCUUUGAUAUAAGGGCCGCCGGUCUUGUGAAUGACGAGAAGAAAAUCAAGUAUAUCGAGAUUCCUAUGCGUGAGCAGAACAUGAGGCUGUAUGUCCUCAGAGGUGUUCCAAUGGAUACCGUUUUUGAACCAAGGACAAGGAAGGAAAUCAGCAAGAUUCAGUGGUACAAGCUUUCAGAGCUUCCAACACUCAAGAAGAGCAAGCUGAUCGAGACCGAUGGGCAUAACCUUUCCAACAAGUUCUAUAUGGUUGCGCCCUUUUUGGCGCCUCUGAAAAAAUGGAUUGCACAGCAGAAGCGGGCGGACCUUGCUGCCGCACAAGACUUGAAUUCCAGUGCACAGGCGAUGGCUACAGAUGGUCUUAUGGUAGAGGAAGAUAGUCUUUCUGCCAAUGAGGCUUUACCAAAGGAGUGCGCCAACGAGGUCCAGCUUCCUAGUGACCUUCCCGAGGUCUCUAUGGCCCAAGAUCCCUCCACUCAUCUAAAGAGGCUUCUCAAUAUCAGCACCGGAGCCUCCUUGCCAGAUGCUCCCACCCCACCCCAGCCUCAGCUUAUAAACCCAGACUUACCAAAGGGUAGCGCGCUUCUAGCUUUGCUGAGAAGAGCAACAAACACUGGUAUGGAGUCUACUUCAGGGAAAAUUGUAGCGCCGACCUCUCAGCCGGCGCAUUUUCCAAAGGACAUCAUGCAACAGCAAGACCAGCAACAUCCUAUGGCUUCGCAACCUAAUUACUCUCAACCGCCAGCUCCACCUCACCAGACCGUAGCUCCCAUACCACCCGAACCAGGAGAACCCAUGAAUCAAAUCCCUUUGAAGAGCAUGUCUUACUCGGGGUCUCCCCGGUCAAGUCCCGUUGACCCCAUUCCCAUACCCCUUUGGCCAUCCUCUACAUCGUCACCAGCAGCCGCCUCAUGUCAGUGUACGCCAAUUUCCCUAUCUAUCUUUUCCGAUGGGGGUGGGUAA
Messenger RNA from Paracoccidioides lutzii Pb01, 1410 nucleotides. RefSeq lists its product as hypothetical. The transcript has 2 exons. The coding region runs from base 1 to 1410 and encodes 469 amino acids. The record is from RefSeq and is a predicted model, not a curated record. Gene Ontology annotation, biological process: nuclear-transcribed mRNA catabolic process, nonsense-mediated decay; deadenylation-dependent decapping of nuclear-transcribed mRNA. Gene Ontology annotation, molecular function: 5'-(N(7)-methylguanosine 5'-triphospho)-[mRNA] hydrolase activity; RNA binding; manganese ion binding. Gene Ontology annotation, cellular component: cytoplasm; P-body.